AAUCCUCUUUCUUAGUAUCACUCUCGAGAUCUUGAAGCUUUGAUUAUAAAAAGAGAAAACUCGAAGGUCAUUUUCUUUUUCUUCAAAUGGGUCUUGAUGAUUCAUGCAACACAGGUCUUGUUCUUGGUUUAGGCCUCUCACCAACGCCUAAUAACUACAAUCAUGUUAUCAAGAAAUCUUCCGCAACGGUUGACCACCGUCUCGAUCCGUCGUUGACUCUAAGCCUCUCCGGUGAGAGCUACAAGACCAUGACGGUUGAGAUGACCGUUGCCGGUGCCGGAGAUCAGAUUUGUCGACAGACCUCGUCCCACAGCGGAAUCUCAUCUUUCUCGAGCGGAAGGAUAAAGAGAGAAAGAGAAAUCUGCCACGGCGACGACCAAGAAGAGGCGGGGGAUACGACGGAGAGAGUGGUGUGUUCGAGAGUGAGUGAUGAUCAUGAAGAUGAAGAAGGUGUUAGUGCUCGUAAAAAGCUUCGACUCACUAAACAACAAUCCGCUCUUCUUGAAGAAAGCUUCAAACUUCAUAGCACUCUUAAUCCCAAGCAAAAACAAGCUCUUGCGAGACAGCUGAAUCUAAGGCCUAGACAAGUUGAAGUGUGGUUCCAAAACAGAAGAGCUAGGACAAAACUAAAGCAGACAGAAGUGGAUUGUGAGUUAUUGAAAAAAUGUUGUGAGACUUUAACGGAUGAGAAUAGAAGGCUUCAAAAAGAGCUUCAAGAUCUUAAGGCUUUAAAAAUGCCUCCACCUUUUUACAUGCAUAUGCCGGCGGCAACUUUGACGAUGUGCCCUUCUUGUGAGAGAAUCGGCGGUAGUGUUGGUGCUGGAGGAGGAGGCGGUGGAGGUACGGUGGCGGUUGAUGGAGGAACGGCUAAGGGAGCUUUCUCCAUCGUCACAAAACCUCUCUUCUACAACCCUUUCGCUAAUCCUUCUGCAGCUUGUUAAUUACUUACUCAUUAAUUUGCUUAUUUAUCCAAUUAGAAAUUAGUUAGAAGGUAAAUCCCAGGGACAAAAGACUAAGUUAAAAUUGGGGGAAAAUGGGGUAUAGUCAGAGUCUUCAACGAUUCCACUUUAUUUUUCGGUGGGAUUGUUGGUUGAUGAAGAAAAAAAAAUAGUUUGUAAUUAUAGCUUUCAAUUUGUAGAGACAAAGAAGAAGAUAAUAGUACUACUAAUUCAUC
Messenger RNA from Eutrema salsugineum, 1174 nucleotides. RefSeq names its product homeobox-leucine zipper protein HAT22. NCBI's taxonomy places the organism in Eukaryota, Viridiplantae, Streptophyta, Magnoliopsida, Brassicales, Brassicaceae. The transcript is spliced from 3 exons. Bases 87 to 941 code for a protein of 284 amino acids. Gene Ontology annotation, molecular function: sequence-specific DNA binding; DNA-binding transcription factor activity, RNA polymerase II-specific. The record is from RefSeq and is a predicted model, not a curated record. Gene Ontology annotation, biological process: regulation of DNA-templated transcription.